AUGAACGAGAUUCUUCCCUUCCUCUUUCUGGGAGGCCUCAAAGACGCGGAGAAUCCCGCGGCUCUGGAGGCUGCAGGCGUUCGCGCGGUUGUCACCUGUUGCACUUACCAGGAGUGCCCGAAAUACACCGAGAAAGAAGGACUUGACUACUUCCGCGUUGACGUCGAGGACACGAGUCGAGAGCCGCUCCACCUCUACUUCCAAGAGGCAGGCCAGUUCAUCGACCGCUAUGUCUCUCGGCAGCAGACUGUGCUCGUACACUGCAAAGCUGGAGUGUCGCGGUCGGCGUCCGUUGUUCUCUCGUAUCUAAUUGGAUGCAAGAAGUUUGCCCUACAAGAGGCCUUUUUCCAUGUUUUGACGAAGCGGCCCUGCAUUUGCCCAAAUAUUGGUUUCAUGGAGCAGCUGUGCGCGUACGAAAGAGAGGUCCGAGACAGCUGCUCUGUGUGUAUGUUCAAGUACACAGACUGGUAUACGGCGGAUAGCUCGUAUCGGCCCGCGAUUCCUGACUUAGAGCCCUGA
Molecule: messenger RNA, 519 nt
Organism: Neospora caninum
Lineage: Eukaryota; Apicomplexa; Conoidasida; Eucoccidiorida; Sarcocystidae
Product: Dusp7 protein, related
Exons: 3
Coding region: 1-519 (172 amino acids)
Biological process (GO): negative regulation of MAPK cascade; protein dephosphorylation
Cellular component (GO): cytoplasm
Molecular function (GO): MAP kinase tyrosine/serine/threonine phosphatase activity; protein tyrosine/threonine phosphatase activity
Source: RefSeq, a predicted model, not a curated record